This is a messenger RNA of Paramecium octaurelia, 1083 nucleotides long. The record is from the annotation of a GenBank genome assembly. Lineage: Eukaryota; Ciliophora; Oligohymenophorea; Peniculida; Parameciidae.
GUUUAACGAUAUAUGUUACAACAAUACAGAGGAGGUAGUCAACCACCUAGAUCAAAUCAGAUGUAAAAUUAUGUAUUAUAUGAUUUUAAAAUCUAGUCUCACUAAAACAAUUAGUAAAUGACUCCUUUUAAUAUGUUUUAAGAAUUUGAUUCUAUGUCUAACAAAAUGAUGCAACAUAUGGAUCGUUAAUUGGCUAAUUUAGGGUUUGGAUCAGUUUUUAGAGGAUUUGAUGAUCUAGAAAACGAAAUGAUGGAAUUCUCGAAUCUUCAUCGACAUAUGACAGGUUUAAACUAAAGAGAUGUUAACUAACAUUCCAAGGACGGAGUAUUCUAGGUAUACUCAUCUAGUUAUGUUUAAUCAUCUAAAAUGGGUCCAGAUGGUCGAGUUAUUUAAGAAAAAUAUUUUGAUAAUAAUGCUGUUGCUAGAGGAGUCAAUGGACAUACUGUAAAUAAUUAUAACUUAAAUUAGAUAAGUGAAAGAUAACAAGGAUAUAAAAAUAGUGAUGGAAUAGAUAGAUUUGGACAUGAAAGAAUGAUGAAUGAUAAAGGCAGAAAACAUGUAAGAGAAAGAGAUAGAACAGGUUAAAUCACUACUACCAACCAUUACUUGAAUAUGGAUGAAAAUCAAGUUGAAUAAUUUGAAAAUGAGUGGCUGGGAAUGGGAAGAAAUUUAGGAAUCAAUGGAUCAUCAGGAGGGUUCAGAGCAUUGUAGGGAUAACAAAAUAUGAGAGAUCUUAAUAAUCAUCCUUUCCCAAGAGAACAGAUAUCUUAUGAAACCCCUAGUUACCCUAGAAAAAGUAAUUUAUUUUAAUAGAAUAAAAUUAGAUGAUAUCUCACCUAUUAUGUUGGGAAAUAAUAAUAAUAGUUAUAAUAAUAAUAAUCCAGCUAGAUUGGCUUUACCCUAACAAUAAUAGCCAAUAACAAGAUCUGCAAUUUAACAACCUGGAAUACAAAGCAGAGUUCCACCCUAGUAACAACCUGUUAGGGCUUUACCUUAAAGAAAACAAGAGUUCACUGGAGUAUAUCAAAAUAAAGGUGCAAGAAAUCAACAUCCUUAAGCUGGAUGAAAAUAAUAUUUUUAUUC